This is a messenger RNA of Prorocentrum cordatum, 2417 nucleotides long. NCBI's taxonomy places the organism in Eukaryota, Dinophyceae, Prorocentrales, Prorocentraceae. The record is from the annotation of a GenBank genome assembly.
CCAGGACAUGUUGGCACAGGAGUCGGGCCCAGUGUCUUUCACAAGCGACGAGCUGAUGUCCCACUACCUCUUGGACAGGGAUCCCGUCGCUAAGUUGGAGACCGCGCAGGCAUGCCACUCUUGGAUCGAGGCAGUUGAGAACGCCACGAUUCAGCACCACGCGCUCCCAGAGGAUGUCGCCAAGAAGCACCGAGGCAGAGGGCGUGGCUUCACCAUCGGAUGGAACCGCGCCAGCGCCACACCCGCUCGCGCUCACAUGCGUCACCAGUUGUUGGAAUGGUGGCACUUGGCUACGACGCUGCUCGUCCGAUAUCAGUCGAUCCUACGACGGCAGUCUACUGCGGAGGAGGCCGUCCUAAGCGGCAAGUUUUCAGAGCUGCUACAGGUCGCCUUGGACAACGAGCUCCAGAAGCCGUUUCUCGAGGACGACGACGGUGCCUUCACGUCCUGGGUAGCUGCGGUAUCCGACCUAAGCAAGCUGAACGACGAGGACAUCCCGGGCAUCAUCGAGUCAGCUGAGCGCUUCCUCAGCAGAGCCACGGGCAGAGCGCUGGCUGACGGCCGGCGUGCCUUCAGCAAGUGGGCACUCAAGAUGUGGCGGGAUUCUCCUGGGGCUCUGCGUCGGCACGUCAAACCGGCCCGCCCUGUUCGCGACGAGCACUUCGACGAAGCUGGGCACGCCUACGCCACCCCCAGCCAAAUCAUGGAUCGUCGAGCUCAGGCGUGGCAGGAUGUAUGGACCGACAGCAACAUCUGCCAGCAGUCCAUCCUGGAGGGCCUCAGCUACGUCACUGUCAAGGCCCAGGAGGAGUGUGUAGACCCCAUCACACUCGAGCAGCUCGACACUGUCGUCGGCCGCCUCAACGCCAAUAAGGCCAAGGGGAUCGACUCCAUGGGCCCCGUCGAGAUCCAGAGGCUCCCCGAGCCCGCCCGCAGAGAACUGGUCGCGAUCUACGAGAUGAUCGAAGCUCGAGUCAUGUGGCCCGCCCAGGUCUUUGCCGUCAUGGGGGCCGUCGCCCCGAAGCCGAAGGGCGGCGACAGGAUCCUGGGGCAGCUCCCCUUCCUCAUGAAGCUCUGGUCCAAGAUCAGGUACCCCCUGUCGGAGCGGUGGAGCGAGGAUUUGGCGGAGUUCUGGGACGCGGCAGUCCGAGGCUCCUCCUCGCUGCAGGCUGCGCUAGUCAGGAGCUGCAUGGCCGAGUGCUGCCACAUCCUUUCCAUCGGCAGUGGCGCGAUCCUUCUCGACCUGGAGAAGUUCUACGACAGCAUUUCAAUCCCUUUAUUGUGCAAGGCAGGGAUGCAGCAGGGUUUCCCAGCCAUCAUCUUGGCGCUCGAGCUCCAGAUGUUCUUGGCGCCUCGCUACUUGAAAGAACGCAGCUGGGUGCCAAGAGAGAUUUUACCUUCUAGAUCAUUGGUGGCGGGAUCGCCUCGCGGAGGCAAACUUGCGAAGGCCAUGCUGGGGCCUCUGCUGCACCAAGCUCACCUUCGCUACCAGCGCAGAGUCAUGAUCAGGACCUUCGUAGACGACACAGUCAUCAGAGUCGAAGGCGCAGCCAGUCAUGUUACCGACACUUUGAUCGAGGCUGGCUUUUUCGUAGGGCACAAGAUGCAGCACGAAGCCAACCUCACCAUAUCGGACAAGACUGCCGUGAUCGCCGCGGACAACUCCAUGGCCAAGAAGAUCGCCAAGGGCCUCAAUAAGCGCCCCAUGGCCAUUGGCAAGAUCCGCCGCAUCGCCAAGCUCCGCCGUGCUGCUCAAGGGCUCUGGCGCACUGGCUGCUCGCCCCAGGCGUUGUACGGGCACCAGCAGAUGGGCGUCCCAGAGUGCGAGAUCACGGACCUUCGACGGCAAGCGGGGCGAUCGGUCGCUGGACACGGCCCAGGUCGAUGCUUGACCACCACCUUAGCCAUGGCUAUGGGCGACGGAGAUCCAGCCAAGGCCGUGCGCCACCAGCAUUUUACAGCAUGGCUGACUAGGUGGAGGCAGAACCCAGAACCCCACCCUCGCAUCCAGAAGGCCUGGGACUGCGUCGCUCCGAGGAUCAGGCAGGCAGGUCAGCGCAGGUGGCGACUGGCCAAGGCCCCCCCCCCCCCCCUCAGCGCGACCAUCGCUACGUUGCUGGACAUCGGCUGGGACCCCGUGUCCGCCACCCAGUGGGACACCGACGGCGGGCACUCGUGGCUGAUCCCCACGGCCAAAGACGAGAAGUCCCAGGAGAUGACCAGCGACUUCACCCUCUUGCUCAGCGACGGCUCCGACUCCAUCGACAAGCAGUUGUGGAUGAGGGCGUCGCAACAUGAAGCUGCGGAGGAUCUACGUGCGGGAGCCGACCUUCUACACGUCUCCCGCGAGACCGAGAGGUACAGCAUGGCCGACGAGUUUGGCAAGGUCGGCUUCCCCAUCGCCGUCGCUUCUGGAG